Molecule: messenger RNA, 698 nt
Organism: Didymella exigua CBS 183.55
Lineage: Eukaryota; Fungi; Ascomycota; Dothideomycetes; Pleosporales; Didymellaceae
Exons: 2
Coding region: 49-501 (150 amino acids)
Source: RefSeq, a predicted model, not a curated record
GUCUUGACAACCGUGAGCCACCAGCCUCUCCUGCGGUUGCCGCGGACGAUGGUCCGGCGUUCUGUCGUCGACUGUCGAACGAUUCAUACAUGCAAUUUAAUUAAGCUUCAAGUUGCAUCAAAAGAAGCAACUGUGCUUUAUAGCGCCCUGGGGGAGUCAAACGAUCAAGAGGUUCACCGCUUCUUUCAUAAUGAUCUGCUUUCUCUCAUAUUAAUGAAUGAGACAAUGUUGCCCACCUGCACCCUUCUGUCGGUUCUAGCAAACGGCCGUUGGUUAUCUAGCCGCUGUCUGAAUCCUGGAUGGUGGCACAGCAUCAUCUCAACGGUGUGCAAGCCAGCUGGAACUCUUGCCUAUGGCGAUAUAUGCUUUCACUUGAGAGACAGGCCAAUCUUCCUUAGGGUUCAAGAGGCGGUCCUAUCGAAUUGCUUGGGUCGUGCUAGUUGCUAUUUCCGCGAGUCGGUUGGUUGUGAAAAGAGCCUCAGCAUCGACCGUGGAGGAUAGGGGGAUGCACGCGAAGGAUGUCGGAAGUUCUGGCCUUUACUUUAUGCUCUUGAAGCCAAUCCCGCGCGCCCAUCUUGCUCUUCUCGAGACACUUUCGAUACGGUCUUGCUCAAGAUGUGUAGCUAAAAACCGUAGACAUAGUUCGCAGGUUACGUCCAUGGAGGCUGAAGAAGUUAAUCGACAAGGUUGGCUAAACG